AUGUCAGAAUCAGUUCUAUCAAUGGACUUGUCAAAUGAAGAACAUUUCCUCCCAUCGUCACCAAUUCUUUCCCUUUUGUGGAUGUUCGGUUUCAUCAUUUUCGUCGGUCUUCUCUUAAAUAUUUAUGUCGUCCAUCGAUUGAAUCGAUUAGCGAAAAAAGAUCGAGAACAGUGGCUAAAUGGCACUGGCGUUUAUCUCCACGUGAUGGCUGUCUCCGAUUGUUUUUCACUUGUUCUUCUUUUUUCGCUUUUAGUUCUUCAAGUGAUUUCACCGCUACUUGAAGAGACGAUGUUGAGUGGAAUGUGCAAGAGUGUGGUCCUCUUCUCUCACUUUUCAUACACAAUGUCGAUGUAUUGUUGGCUUUGUAUGAGUGCAUUGAGAUAUCAUGCUGCGAGAGAUCCAUUGAAAUAUUCGACCGUUUGGCGUUCUCCAUUUUCUCUUCUCAUGGCUGUUGGUGCAAUCUCAUUUCUUCUAAACCUUCACAUAUUCAUCUCAGUCGAUGGAAAUCGAAAAACAGGAUGCACUCUGUCGGAUGAUGGUUUAUCUCGAUUAUAUUCAUUAGCUGAUGUGGUUGUUUCUUGUCUAAUUCCAUCAAUUCUCAUCUUAUUGAUGGAUGUGAGAGUUCUCUGUUGUCGCGAUCAAAGAAGACAUUCCGAUCCACUUCUACAAAUCGUUUUUCACAAACCCGAUGAGGAAACGGAAAAGAGACGUGCCGCAACAAUGCGUCGUUUCAUGGUGGUGACUCUGGUUUGUCUUCUCCUUUCCCUUCCCGAAUUAUCCCUGCGAGCUCUUCUCUCUCUUCACCCUAACGCGAAGAUCCCAAUCGCCGUCUUCUGUGCCUCAAAAACUCUCUACUUUGUCAAGUUUUCCUUCAACGCGUUUUAUUUGACGUCUUACGUGUUCGAUCGAAAUGUUCUCUCAAAAACGAAUUCAUCCAGACAGCUCUCAAUCUCUGCUCGUCGUUUGGAGGAAUGUCCAGCAAUCACUCCACGAGAGAGAUCCCACACAAUGUCCUAUCGUGUCGCCACUCCAAUCCCACUCUUGACUAGGAAUUCAUCAUGUAUCAAUCUCGACUCAACCUGUGAAUCCCCGCAAACCCCAAAGCAUUGGUUG
Mesorhabditis belari is the source of this 1113-nucleotide messenger RNA. Lineage: Eukaryota; Metazoa; Nematoda; Chromadorea; Rhabditida; Rhabditidae. The record is from the annotation of a GenBank genome assembly.